AAAACAGAUAUUUAAACCAGUGGCUCUUUGGAAAUAAUCAUAAUUUAAUUAAAUUGCAUCAAAUUACUGUCUGUCAUGGUUAGAGUUUUCGGCACGAGCGUGCAGACGUGGUAGAAUAUGUCACUCGAAAUGUCACCAAUAAAGUUAUGUAACAGACACCCUUUAUAACACGAUAAAUGAGUACCAAGUUAGUACGUAGAGCCAAACCACAUCGCAAAACACAUUUCGUAGUUUUAAUAUCCUAACGUUCCGCCGGGGCAGAUAGGAUAAAAGCACAUGUGACGUCUUAUUUACAACGUUCAGUGACCUGCGAGGUGUAAACAAGGUGUGUUUGUAUGACAUCACUGGAAGUCCCAAUAAUGAGGACAACAACAGAAAUCUGGACCGUCGGAAACUUCAUCCUCAGCCGACGCCCAAAGGAAAGAUUGUGACAGCAAUGAAUCAUUAAACAUACAAAGAAAUUGAGGUGACCCAGGUUACCCCGGUGCAGGUGAACUGGAAAGACACUGCUGUCACAUUCUUCCAUUGAACAAGGUUAAGGACAGCUGGUUUGCAUGUGAGAUGUGAUUAACAGAAGAAAAACCACAGCGGCAGGGAGGAAAUGCUACAUGCAAAAUAAUGGGGCAUUUGUUUCUGAUGAGAUGACACAUACGCAGCAUUUGGUCAGACUCUUCACCAGAUGUUACUGGGUAAAUGGAUUCAAGAGGGAUGAAGCUGACAACCUGCAAACUUUUACUUUUCGUUCUCGUAUUUACUUCUGCAAGAAAUGGUGGUGGCCAUAGAACAAAUACCAAAAAUCCCUUAUUUGUAGAUGGAAAAAAAAAAGAUGUGAAUAAUCGGGACAGUAUCAUUCUAAUGGGUACGGAUGAUUUUCUGGGACGAAUCCAAAAAGCUGACAAGAGAAUAUUGUUUUUUAGUUCAAUUCCGAAUACGUCAUAUGAAACAAAUUACAGUUAUGAUCUAGGUGUGUCUUUAUUAAAAAAUGACCCUAAGUACCAGCUGAGCAUAAGCAGAAAUAAUACGCCUGCCGUUGUCUGUCUGAUUAAAGGAAGAUCAUGGGUUAAAGAGGUUUUUAACAGCACUAACAGUACAACUUCCCUUGUGUAUCACUGGACCCCAAAUACUACAUCCUUAGUAGAACUGAACAAGACUAAUAUAACCUGCCUGGAUCCAAAUGAGAAAUGUAAGAUUGCAAAAUACCAAACACAGAACUGCAGCAAUUUGAGGGAUAUAAACAUGUCUUCAGAGAACAAUAAUACAAACAUUAUUGGGAUUCAUGAGAAUGGUACUGCUACUUGUUAUAAGUGUGGAUCUCCUGUACAAGAGCUGCCAAUUAUUAGUCUGAAUAUUUCAAACACAUCUAAAGGAAAAGGGGUAGAUGCUGGGGAGGCAGCUAAGGCCAUGGGUGACCUCAAAAAAUUGCUGCCUAUGAUGAAGAAUUUGACUGCAGUAUCUGUGGAUAUGGGUGAUGCUCAGGGUGUUGUGAGGAAAAUUGACACUGAAGAAGCUAUCAAAACAGUUGCCUUUAUAUACUCUUCAGAAUUCGGGCUCGCUAUUUUAGAUGACGUGGAUGAAAUAAAAAAAUUCCCCGGUGCUUUCAUCGUUCCAAAAGAAGCUGCUCAGACAGCAUUCAAUCAAACCGGAGGAGAAGCUCUUAUGGGCAUAUUUCGGUUUCCCAAUAUGACAAAGGAUGAAAACAACAGUGUGGUUUUAAAUAAUGAUGUGUAUGCAAUCGAAAUGGGGACACACAUUUCUAAUCUAACUGAGGUUAUCCAGUUAAGCUUCCAGUAUAAGGAUGAAGCACGUCCUGUUUGUGUCUCAUGGGAUGGCAAUGGAAGCAAGCCAACUUGGAUCUCUGAUGGGUGUAACACAACUUAUGAUAAGGAUAAGAUAACAUGUUCAUGUUGUCACUUGACUUUCUUCGCUGUGCUCAUGAGCCCAGUAGAUACACCCAUUUCUAACAAAGACCUUGUCGCUCUCACCUACAUCACUUACAUCGGCUGCGGCCUGUCCAUGUUCUUCCUGGGCAUCGGUCUCUUCAUGCACUUUCUGUUAAGGAAAGCGAAGGCCAGUCAUUCAGUCCACCUGUUAAUAAAUCUCUUUGUGGCACUGUUCUUGCUGAAUGUGACCUUCCUGUCCAACGAGUACAUCGCUCGCAUGAAUCACAUCAUCGCCUGUCGGGUCAUGGCCGGAUUCAUGCACUACUGCAUGCUGGCCAGCUUCACCUGGUUUGCUGUGGAAGCUUUUCACCUCUGCCUGCAAAUGUUCAAAACCACGGUCACCAUCGACCAUUACAUCACCAAGAUCUCUGUUGUUGGAUGGGUUCCUCCUGCUCUUGUCGUGAGUGUCAUUUAUUUCCGGGGCUAUUACGGUGUGAUGCCCAUACAGACUGAAACAAAUAACAAUGCAACAAUGUGCUGGAUCACAGACAUUACAACGCAUUAUGUGGUGAACAUUGGUUAUUACUGCUUCGUCUUCAUCUUCACGUUCAGCACCUUCAUCGUGAUCCUGCGAUGGAUCUGCAUGCUGAGGCAGAAAAGAUGGAAAAAGAUGGAGAAGAUGAAUGGCUCGAAGACCGGCACCUCCGACAUAACCACCAUCAUGGGUCUCUGCUGUAUGCUGGGACUCACCUGGAGUUUCAGUUUCUUCAGUUUCGGAGCUCUGCGUGUGCCCUCCUACUACAUAUUCACCAUCCUGAAUUCCUUCCAAGGGUUAUUCUUAUUCAUAUACUACAUAAAAUCCAGCACCCUCUUUGGAGAUGCCGCCUCCUCAGAAAGCAGCAAGACAUCUGAGGAAACUACUUCAGAAAAUCCAUAUGAAAGCUAACUACAAACAUAUUUGUCAUGCAGACAUUUUUUCUUAAUAAUGCAAUUUAUUAGCUUAUAAACUUUUCCCUGUAAUGCAUGUAUCUGUUUCUAUAAGAAUAAUCCGUAAUAAGUGCUAUUUAACAAAGUUGUUCAUAAUCGUUUUACAGAACUGCCAUUUAGAAAUUGAAUUCAAAUGUGAAAUGCAUUUCCAGUUUAUCUCAAUUAUAGCUUUGAUUCUUGUUCAAAUACAACAGACACUUGACUGGUAUUGCCCCAAUACAUCUAAUAAUGCUGAUUUGAAAUGAAAUUUUGGAAAUAUUUUCUGGGAAAGUAACUUACUUUGAUAUAAUGUUGGUUAAAACAGCAAUAAGCUCAGUUUAUCUAGACCACUCCCAGUUGUAUUUUUUGUUUUUCACAUAAGACUAAUGCAUAUUGUUACUAAUGUUGUUCAGUUAAAUGAGGCUAUGUUUUUAUUAAUGAGUUUGUUUCACAUUCAUGUUGUACAUCCUAAUUAUUUGCAUUGAAUUUUUGUGCUCAUUUAAAAUCAUAUAGGACUUUCUUAAUCAUAUGGGAUGAUUAAAUCAUAUUAAUCAUAUUUUAUC
Triplophysa dalaica is the source of this 3409-nucleotide messenger RNA. It is a transcript of the gene adgrg11, whose product is annotated as adhesion G protein-coupled receptor G11. Bases 694 to 2826 code for a protein of 710 amino acids. Gene Ontology annotation, cellular component: membrane. Gene Ontology annotation, biological process: adenylate cyclase-activating G protein-coupled receptor signaling pathway; cell surface receptor signaling pathway. Gene Ontology annotation, molecular function: G protein-coupled receptor activity. The transcript is spliced from 21 exons. NCBI's taxonomy places the organism in Eukaryota, Metazoa, Chordata, Actinopteri, Cypriniformes, Nemacheilidae. The record is from RefSeq and is a predicted model, not a curated record.